AUGUCUAUGAGUGCGGCUAGUGCUUCUCAACAGCAGGGACAACAAGCAUCCGCGAAUGCUCAACAAUUACGAGCCGAUUGGUUUACCGCUAUAGAACGACAGCAAGGAACGCUAUUAUGCACCAAACUCGUGGCAGACAUUCUACAAAAAUCACAGGAUGUCAUCUUCCAAAAACAUAUAGACAGACAAGUCCUUCCCUAUGCUAUACAAUAUGCGAGGGAAUCAAUGCUUAAAUCAAUACAGUGGGAAUUCUUCAAAAUGGAUCCUGGAGAGACGGAUCUAUCUACUUGGGAUCCAGAUCCAGAACCUCAACCAGUCAGAAUUGACUCUUGGGCAAGAGGUGCAUUGCCCGUCAUUGAAAUGCCAGAGAAGAACAUUGUGCCGGCUCCACCACUUACUGGGGAAUCCAUGGCAUUCUUCAAUCUCAUUAAAGCUAUCGCACAUUGUAGAGGCCGAAGCAAGACGGAUCUAAGGAGUACGAAGGUGUCUCGUGCUAACCUGGCUGACAAGCAACCACCACCUCUUCCAUCUCCGCGGCUAUCAACAAGUAAACCCAAAGUAGUGGCAGCUAUUGCUCCUGCUAGAGAUGCCGAGAAAACACCAUCUAAAACGACGCCCGUUGUAGCCAGGAAGGUCCUAUCUCGUGCACCGGUACCAACAAUGAAAAAAAAGAUCACGGUGCCUCCUCAAUCCCAUAGACCUCCUGAAGCAGCCUAG
Synchytrium microbalum is the source of this 717-nucleotide messenger RNA. RefSeq lists its product as uncharacterized. The record is from RefSeq and is a predicted model, not a curated record. NCBI's taxonomy places the organism in Eukaryota, Fungi, Chytridiomycota, Chytridiomycetes, Synchytriales, Synchytriaceae. The transcript has 7 exons. Bases 1 to 717 code for a protein of 238 amino acids.